Numida meleagris (helmeted guineafowl) is the source of this 2970-nucleotide messenger RNA. It is a transcript of the gene FBXO28, whose product is annotated as F-box protein 28. The record is from RefSeq and is a predicted model, not a curated record. The coding region runs from base 49 to 1209 and encodes 386 amino acids. Gene Ontology annotation, biological process: protein polyubiquitination. The transcript is spliced from 7 exons. Gene Ontology annotation, molecular function: protein binding. Lineage: Eukaryota; Metazoa; Chordata; Aves; Galliformes; Numididae.
GAGGAAGGCCGCCCGCCCGCCCUCAGCGGAGGAAGGACGGGCUGUAAGAUGGCGGCGGCGGAGGAGCGGCUCCUGUCGGAGGGGGAAGGCGGCGCCCCGGGCUCGGCGCGGCUCUCCCCGCCCCCGCUCUCGCAGUCUCCCGAGGCCCCGGCGCCCUUGGAGCAGCCGCCUCAAAGCAAUACGCUGAUGGGGCUGCCCAUCGUGGCCAUCGAGAGCAUCCUCAGCUUCCUGUCCUACGACGAGACAAGCCAGCUCCGCCUGGUUUGUAAACGAAUGGACUUGGUUUGUCAACGAAUGUUAAAUCAGGGAUUUCUAAAAGUGGAAAGAUACCACAACUUGUGUCAAAAGCAAGUUAAAGCUCAGCUUCCAAGGCGAGAGUCAGAAAGAAGAAACCAUUCGUUAGCUCGUCAUGCAGACAUCCUUGCUGCUGUAGAAACGAGACUCUCUUUGUUAAAUAUGACUUUCAUGAAGUAUGUGGAUUCCAAUCUCUGUUGCUUCAUACCUGGAAAGGUAAUAGAUGAAAUUUACCGUGUGCUAAGGUAUGUAAACUCUACACGAGCUCCUCAGAGAGCUCAUGAAGUUCUUCAAGAACUAAGGGACAUUUCUUCCAUGGCUAUGGAAUAUUUUGAUGAGAAGAUUGUUCCAAUACUGAAAAGGAAGCUUCCUGGGUCAGAUGUAUCAGGACGUCUGAUAGGAGCUGCCCCAGGAACUUUAAUAAAAACAACAUUCCCAAGCUCAAAUACCAGUAUGGUUUUAGGACUUAGGAAGAAUGAGUGUACAUCGUCAUGGAAAAUAAAUCCCCUUCUUCUAAAAAUUCCAGGGCCUUCUGCAGCACUAACAACAAUGCAGCUGUUCUCCAAGCAGAAUCCUUCAAGACAGGAAGUCACCAAACUCCAGCAGCAAGUAAAAGCAAACGGUGCGGGUGUGACAGUGCUAAAGCGGGAGAUCUCGGAGCUUCGCGCCAAGGUGCAAGAGCAACAGAAACAACUCCAAGAUCAAGAUCAGAAACUGCUAGAGCAAACCCAAAUCAUAGGCGAACAGAAUGCCCGAUUGGCUGAGCUUGAGCGCAAGCUGCGAGAGGUGAUGGAGAGCGCAGUAGGAAGUUCUUCGGGUUCUGGUUCAAACGAACAAUCUCCUAGAAAACGGAGGAAGGCGGUAGAAUCCACAGACUGUCCUAGGAAAUCUAAACGCCUUCGAAACAGAAAAUAACUUGGGGAGUCACUGACGCCUUUGGGAAGAUACACUGCUUUAGUAGCCCAAGCAGGUCUGCUCUUUCGGAUACUGUGACUAGCUUCAUGGUGUCACGUAGGCUGCUGGCUCUUCAAAACACCACUUAGACUUGAACAUAAAUUUUCUUUCAUUGAGACUUUUCCCCUGCUUUCUGGAUGGGUGGGCCUAAUGCACAGGAUCUUUAAGAUUUGCAAUAGAUACAUACUAACCAGACCUGCUCUGUUACAUUUUGAAGGGUUAACCUCUUUUUUUUUUUUUUUUCCGUGCAAAUGUGUUGAAAGUAAACUUAUUUGUGUUUAUGCGUAUGUUCACAUAAAAUCUUAAAUAAAUUCAGUCUUAACUGACUAAAAAGUUGAUCUUAAAAACAGAUGUCCUGUUCACUUGAAGAAAAGACACGCUUUUAAAAUCAUGUUUUAGAGAACUUGACUUUUUUUGUUACAAGUGACCUUGUCUGGAAUGUCUGAAAAGUAGUGAAUACUUUUUUGGGAUCUCUGUAACAAGUAAAACUGACUUCUUAAGCUACGGUAUUGCCUAUAUAUUUUUGUAAGCUUACAAGGAAAAGCCUUCUAUCCAGACUUCACAUGCACACACCCUAGUUCUAGGUUUUGGGAGCCAUAUUCUACAUCUGCAUAGAUAGAUGCGUGUAGAGCUUAGCCUGCUAAAAGCACUUGUCUGAAGUUGCCCUUAACUCUGGGAGAGAGUACAGAGACCUAUAGAGCAAUUCCUUUGUUCCUCAGCCACAGCUCCGCCCCUGCUGUCAGCACAACUGCUGUCUUACAGCGGGCUGGUCUUAGGGAGCUGGCAGCAGGAGUGCUGGAAGCCAGGCUGCCUGCCGCUUUCACUGCCCAGAUACUGCAGGUAUUGUUGGCCAAAGCUGGAGAACCGAGAAGCUGCCUAUGUGUCACUGGAUUCAUAGGUGGUACCCCAUUCAACUUGGCAUGGCGCUGAAAAUGCAAAAUGCUGAAAAUGCAAAUGUAGCUGUUCAGAACCCUGACACUGUUACCAGAGGUUGAAGUGCAGCUUUCUCUUAUGACUUUGUAGAGCUGACAGCUUAACAUGGCGCUUGUACUUGGAUCACCAACAAAAUCAGAAAUUGUCAAAUGCUCAAAUGUUCUAAAAUUGUAGGAGAACAGAUAUUUUUCUUGAAACUUAAGGAUUUUGCUUCUGGAACAUAUUGGCUCCUGUCAGGAGUGACAACGCAAAUGCCUGAUUUUUGGUAGACUGUUUUCAAAUAAACUUGCUUGACAGUUCUAGGCUUUUCAGAAGGCAUGUUUCUUAAGAAGAGCACUGAGCAAGUGGUACAAGGUUAUCUGAGGGAGACACUGAACUGGUAAAGGACGAUUUGCUAUUACUGGUCUUCCACAGCUCAUAUAUGUUUUGCUGUUAAAGAUCUCUUGAAGGUAGGUAUUUUGAAUCAUUCAAAAUGCCAAUGUACUAAAUGUAAUCGCUGUAUCAUUCAGUGCAAAUUCAUCUUGUGUUCAAGAAACGUUUAGAUGUUGUGUUGAGAGACAUGGUUUAAUGGGGUUAUUGGCGGUAGGUGGAUGGUUGGACUGGAUGAUCUUGUAGGUCUUUUCCAACCUCGCCAAUUCUAUGAUUCGAUGAUUCUAUGAUCUGAUGGUCUUUCAGGUAGACAGAGUCAUGUAACAAUGCAGUUACCAGAUACUUGUGGUUAAAUACUUCCAAACAAGCAUAAACUUGUGAAUUGCAUUUAUUAAAAAGGCUUAUUCAUACGUCUCUUAA